Molecule: messenger RNA, 194 nt
Organism: Sphaeroforma arctica JP610
Lineage: Eukaryota; Ichthyosporea; Ichthyophonida
Exons: 1
Source: RefSeq, a predicted model, not a curated record
UCCACCCCUAUGAGGAUACCCAAGUAACCGAUUGCGAUCAGAUAGUCAAAAGAAGUGGCACCGCUGUGCCCUGUGGCGACAGUGGUCAUAUCGGACAGCGUGAGUGUGAUCUGGUGUUUGUCAUGGAUCCAACGAUCAAUCUGUGCGGCGAUAUCAAGAUUGUGCUGGUCAGCAAAACAGCCCUGGGUUCAAAG